AUGGCAAUGAAGCUUAAAGGGAUUCGUGUAGGCAAUUUGGUAAGAAGUGGCCGUGCAGGCGGCACCGCGCGGUCGGGAGCGCGGCUCGGGCUCCGCCCCGUGACCCCGGCCGCGCGCAGUCCGCAGCCACGGGCGCCCCCCGCCUGCCGCCACCGCCCUCCGCGCCUUCCACAGCCCUCCCGCCCGCAAUACCGCAUGGGUCAUUUCACCGCAGGCAGGGACCGCAACACUCUUAAUGGACAACGGCUGAUCGAGUUCCGGCUCGGCGCGGAGGCCGAGCAGAGCGAGGGGCUCGGCGUGGCGUCCGCCGAGCUGAUGGUGCGCGCCGAGACCGCGCACACGCGCCGCGUGCGCUACACGCUGUGGGCGUUCACGGUGGCCGCCAACGGCAGCGUGGGCGCGCUGGCGGGCGCGGCGCGGGCCGACGCGGGCCGCGCCUGGCAGCGGCUGGACGUGACGGGCGCGGCGCGGCGCUGGGCCGCGGGCGGGGCCGCGGCGCCGCUGCGGCUGCUGCUGGACUGCAGCGGCUGCGGCGGCCGCGUGCGGCUGCGGCUGGGCGGCGGCACGGCGGCGCGGCCGCUGCUGCGCCUGCGCCUGCGCCCGCCGCCGCAGCGCCGGCGCCGCGCGCUGGACUGCGACGCGGCGGCACGCGGCCGCUGCUGCCGCCAAACCUACUACGUGAGCUUCCGCACGCUCGGCUGGGACGACUGGAUCGUGGCGCCGGAGGGCUACUACGCCAACUACUGCCGCGGCGCGUGCGCGGCCAGCUACCACUCGCAGGUGGUGGAGGCGGCGCGGCUGGAGCGGGCCGCGUGCUGCGCGCCGGUGCGCUUCUCGGCGCUGUCGCUCAUCUACUUCGGCGCCGACUCGAACAUCAUCAAGCGCGACCUGCCCGAGAUGGUGGUGGAGGAGUGCGCGUGCCCGUAGCGCCCGCGCCGCCCCCCGCGCAAGCCGCUGUACACACCGCCCCGCCGCCGCCGCCGCUCAGCGCUUCUGCCGCUCUCCCGUCUGAUUUAAUCCGAAUCGAUUAUAAAUAAUAUUCUCGACUUGUGUAAUACUUUGUUCCUCACGUUCGAAAGACUAUAUCCUACGAUCGAAUAACCGGGCGGGCGCGCGCGCGGCCGGACCUGCGCCGCGACGCUGCGCGGGCGCUCGCUCCCUCUAAAUAA
Molecule: messenger RNA, 1169 nt
Organism: Pectinophora gossypiella (pink bollworm)
Lineage: Eukaryota; Metazoa; Arthropoda; Insecta; Lepidoptera; Gelechiidae
Gene: Actbeta
Product: inhibin beta chain
Exons: 2
Coding region: 1-927 (308 amino acids)
Biological process (GO): SMAD protein signal transduction
Cellular component (GO): extracellular region
Molecular function (GO): cytokine activity; growth factor activity
Source: RefSeq, a predicted model, not a curated record